UACUGGUUAUAGCGCUACCUGCAAACCAGUCGCCGGUACCGCCUGUACGUUCCAGAGCCUAUCUACUAGUAGGAGGUCAUGCAACCAGCUUCCAUUACAUGGCAUAACUCUCAGCCCCAUCCCCUGCCUCCUUCUACAUGUACCUUCUAGCUACCGCUAGCUGUAUUUAGAUAGUCGCUACAGUAUCCAACGACGAAGCGAAGCAAUGAAGCGUCUGAAUCUGAAUGGCAGUGGCGACACUUGCGGAUUGUUGUACGGGAGACAGGAAGAACUGGAGCAUCUGGAACAUGUGUGGAAUCAAGUCCUUAGCGAUUCUCGGGCCCGCCGUGUCCUUUUGAGAGGCUAUGCCGGUAUUGGCAAGACCAAGUUGGUCAAGACCUUUUUGGAGAACAAAUCUAAAUCUGCUGCUGCUGCAGUCCUCAUGGGAAAAUUCGACGCGAGCAGCAAAGUGCCACUGUCGGCCAUCUCGGACGCUUUGAGCCAGUGGUGUCAGGACAUGAUCGACACCAAGUCGGGACCAGAGCUGGUGGCCUUGAGACGCGAAAUCGCCGAGGCAGUGGGAUCCUCACCACAUCAACAGCAACAGCAGCAAUCACGGGCACUGCUACAAGCCAUUCCCGCUUUGGCGGCUUUUUUGGCGCCACAGUCACAGCACCACACCGACAACAACACGACAGCUUCCGAUGCCAAUACCACUACCAAUACAUCCAAGUCACGGCUUCAGCUAGAGUAUCAACUCCAGAACCUUCUCCAAAAGGUCAUUGCCACACCGGAACGACCGCUCAUUUUAUGGUGGGACGACGUGCAAUGGGCUGACGACGCCAGCCUGGAGGUCCUCAAAGGGCUGCUCAUGGACACACAGGCCAAACAUAUUCUAUUCAUUGGAUCCUAUAGAGAUGAUCACCACCAAGUAAUUGCAUCCACCACAAACACCACCAACUGUACUGAAACGGACGGCGAUUCCAUCCAAGCUGUUGUGUUGUCACCGCUGGAAACCAUGCUCCAACAAGUACAGGCGCACGGCGGUGGUGGUUCCACCACACUCAUUACGUUGCAAUUGGGCAAUCUGGAUCUACCCACCACACAACAAUACAUUGCCAAUGUCUUGCUGUUGGAACCAACCGAAGUCGAAGAUUUGGCACAAGCCAUUUUUGCCAAGACGCAUGGCAACAUUUACUUUACGCGGGCAUCGCUAUUGCUCCUCGAACAACGACAAAUUUUACAGUACUCUUACCAUACAUAUCGAUGGGAAUACGACUUGGCAAGAAUACAAACCGAAAUGGGAGUGUCUCGAAAUGUCGUCGAUGUCACACUGGCCAGUCUGCAUCUACUGCCAGGGGACGUACAACAGGCUCUGGCCGUGGCAGCUCUGGGGUUUUUGCGAUCGUCCUUUGAUUUGGAAACGCUGGGGGUGCUGCUCGAGGCGGUGGAACAAGGGACAAGUGAGGAGACGACAAACAAUCAGGAAACAUCUGAUACUAGUGGUGGUGAUGAUGAUGGCCAUGGAGAUGGUGACCAUGGAGAUGGUGACCAUGGAGAUGAUGAUCAGGCUCAUGAAAUUCAUGACGAUGCUCAAUCCACAGGCACCAAAACCAAUGGUUCUUUGCUGGAACGGCUGGAGAUUGCCGUCACGCAUGGGCUGUUGGAGAAUCUAGUCGGUUCCAACGUCUAUCGGUUUGUUCAUGAUAGAAUACGGGAGGGGGCACUUUGCAUAUGGGACGACGACACUAAUAAGCCACUACAGAACAAACAAACGGCAAGGAUUCGAAUUGGAAAGCGACUACUCGAGUUGUCGUCAUCACCAAUAAAGAAAUCUACGGGAGAGCAGGAUAGCAGCAGAAGCGACUGGAUGAUCUUUGCAGGACUUGACAAUCUGAAUUCCAUUGAACCAAUAUCCAAAGUUUUCUCUCAAACGGGCAUGUCACGGAUUGAGCUGGUCCAAUGGAACUUUAUGGCGGGGACCAAAGCUGUGCAAGGAUCGGCGUUUGCUUCCGCGGCUGCGUACUUGCAAAAGGCUCUCACUUUGGUGUCAACGAUUGAGGAACGAUGGCAGGAUGACGACAACGGUGCUGGGAACGAUAAAACCAAAAAAGAAGGGAACGACAAAACCAAAACGAACAAGACAUGCAAGGAAGAGACAACCAGCAUUUACCAAAUCUGUCUGAAACUAUACGUCAUGGCCGCCAAUGUGGAUUUCUGCCUUGGCAAUUCGGAUCGUGCCAGGACCACACUACAGGAAGUUAUUGACAGGGCACAUUCCGAACGCGACAAACUACCAGCCUAUAUCGAGAUGGCAGAGGGAUUGGGGCAAAAAGAGAUGCACGUAGAAGCACUGGCAAUGGAUCACAAGGCGAUGUCCGUCCUCAACCCAAGCUUCCCAAAAUGGUUCCUUCCUAUGCACAUGCUCGCGGAUAUGAAGUACCUCAAGAGCACCUUUCAGAAAAAGUCGGAUGAGGACAUUCUAAGCCUUCCCAUUCUUGACGACAGCGAUGAUCGUGUUCUAGCCAUGAAGGUCCUAUCGGGUAUGUGGAUUCGAGCCUACCUUAGUGGACAAAUGGUGACUUCGCUGUUGUGUAUGACUCGGGCACUGCGCAUGACGCUGGAGAAUGGUUUGUCUCCUCCGGGAGGUCUUGCCUUUGCUGCUUAUGGAUCCUUGCUCUGUGGCCCGCUGUCGGAAUAUAAGUCGGGCGUUCGACUCGGGUUUCUGUCACAAAAGAUUCUGAAACAAACCAAUGGAAGGGAGUUUGAAUCGAAGAUUCUCUUCACGGCAGCAGCUCACACUGAUGCCUGGGUUUUGCCGUUGACAACGGUGCAGGAGACUUUGAUGCGCGGAUUUACUUCUGGAUUGGAAAGUGGAGACGUCGAAUUUGCUGCAUUCAAUCUGCAAUACUACAAUAUCCAUGCGUACCUGAUGGGUCUCCCGUUGGAUCCCAUCAUUGAGGAAUCCGAAAAACUUAUCCAACUCAUCAACCAACACGAAGUCGAAUCGGUUCGUGCUAUUGUGCUACCGUUCCAUCAAAUGCUGUUGGAUAUUUCGGGCAGGACAGAAGAUCCAAUGGCAUGGGUCAAUGCGUCGGAAGGCAGAGAUCGAGGUCACCGAAAGUCCUCCAAGAACAAUAAUCCCUCGGAGAACGUCAAAAUCAUCUGGUCCUACUUUUCUCGUGGACAGUUGGCGUAUUUCUUUGACGAACCAGAGCUCGCCGACAAGAUCUGGACGAAACUCAAGCCGCUUCUGGCGGGCAUGGCGUCGUAUUCCGCUCCCUCCAUAAACAUCUUCAUCGGUGGCCUCAUUGCUGCUUCCAUGUUCCGCAAAACCGGAAAGCGCAAGUAUCGUGCCCAGGCUCAAAUGGCUGUUAAGGAAAUGAAGGGUCUGAUGGAGAAAUACAACACGGGGCUCAACCUCCUGCAUCGUUACUACAUUCUGAAAGCGGACUGCGAGGUCACAUGCGAAAAGUCCAAGAGUAGCGAGGAGAUCCGGAAAGUUUUCGACAACGCCAUCUCGGUAGCUUCGAAGGCCGGAUUUGUGCAAGACAAUGCCUUGGCUCACGAGCUUUGUGGUCAGCAUUUCGUGGACCGCGAUGACAUUUUUUGGGCCAAGCACUACUUGACAGCGGCACAUAACAUCUACGUGGACUGGGGGGCUUUGGCCAAAGCAGAACAUUUGUCGAAGACGCGCAGUGCAUUUAUGGAUCAUCACAACCCCAAUCAACGAAAGGCGUCGAAUCGAAUGUCCAUUUCCAAGAAGGGUCCUCUGAGCUCUCGAUUCUUGUCGUUGGAGGUCUCUUUAGACGACAAUCAGGACCAUAGCACCGUGACCCAAGAUGAGACUUCAGAUGGAAGGACCAUCAGCUCCUGAGUGGUUACUAUUUAUCGGGGCAAAGUGGUGUGCUUUCUAGCUAAUAGCGUUCCAAUCAUCCCAUGAGUCCCCUCUCGGACAAACACGGAAACAACUUUCUUGUGCAGCGAGCGCUUCGCGAGUUCUAUUUGGGAUUCCGUGUAGCAAUAGAUGCUGUUAGUAGGGUUCACUGAGGUUGGCUGCAUUAAAUACUCUUUGCUAGAAUCGAAUCGUAUG
Messenger RNA from Seminavis robusta, 4072 nucleotides. The record is from the annotation of a GenBank genome assembly. Lineage: Eukaryota; Bacillariophyta; Bacillariophyceae; Naviculales; Naviculaceae.